This is a messenger RNA of Diutina rugosa, 783 nucleotides long. RefSeq names its product Dpp1p (gene DPP1). Gene Ontology annotation, molecular function: phosphatidate phosphatase activity. The record is from RefSeq and is a predicted model, not a curated record. The coding region runs from base 1 to 783 and encodes 260 amino acids. NCBI's taxonomy places the organism in Eukaryota, Fungi, Ascomycota, Pichiomycetes, Serinales, Debaryomycetaceae. The transcript has a single exon. Gene Ontology annotation, biological process: phospholipid metabolic process.
AUGAAGCUCUACCUCACCCUGAAUCGGUUCCGCGCCUACGUCGCCGACUGGAUCGUGGUGUUGGUAUUGUUGAUCGCCUUCUUCACCGUGUGCGAGCUGGCAAAGCCGUUCACGCGCCAGUUUGAGAUUGAUAACCCCCGCAUCUCCCACCCAUUCGCCCAUGUGGAGCGGUUCAGUGAUGACCAGCUCUACUUGAUCACGUGUAUUGCUCCCUCGAUCAUCAUCACGUUGAUUCUGUUAGUGAAAGGGAAGACCAACUACGAUCGCAUCCACCUCUACCAAGUAUCCAACCUCGCCUUCUGGCUCACGAUGGCGAUGGUGGGGGUCAUCACUGAUACCCUUAAGGUGUGGAUUGCCAAUCCUCGUCCCGACUUCUUGGCUCGCUGUGGAGCUAAGACUACACAAAAGACGGGGUUGGUGGACAUUCUGGUGUGUCUGAGUCCUCUUGGCGAAGCCUACCUCUGGGACGGUCUCAAACUGACACCCCUGGGCCACUCGUCAUUUGCGUUUGCCGGCUUAGGCUUCCUCAGUCUCUGGCUUAUGGGCCAAUUCAAAGUGUGGCGAAACCACGCACCGUUAUACAAGCUGAUAUUUGCGCUGUUACCCUUGGUAUUGGCCAGUUACAUUGCGUUGUCUCGCGGCCAGGACUACCGCCACCACUUAUUUGACAUCUGCUUUGGCUCCACCAUCGGUAUCGUAGGGGCCUGGCUCGGCUACCAUCGCUACUUCCCUGCGGUCAACGGUAAAAACUGCAACCAGCCCAUUGACUUUGUAGAGCUGUGA